This is a messenger RNA of Ornithodoros turicata, 939 nucleotides long. RefSeq names its product histone H3-like. The record is from RefSeq and is a predicted model, not a curated record. Gene Ontology annotation, cellular component: nucleosome. Bases 169 to 618 code for a protein of 149 amino acids. The transcript has a single exon. Lineage: Eukaryota; Metazoa; Arthropoda; Arachnida; Ixodida; Argasidae. Gene Ontology annotation, molecular function: DNA binding; protein heterodimerization activity; structural constituent of chromatin.
AGUUCAGCCGGAACGUCCGAUGGAGCGGAAGGACACAGAAGGCAAGGCGGAAUGCUUGGAAUAAGGCAUUCAGUCGGACUUCAAGUGUGAAAACAGCAACGGGAAUCUUCGGAUACCCGGUCGCAAACGAUAUGGGAAAGAGUUGGUGAUAGCUUCCAUUGGAAACGGAUGGGCAAAAUUAUAGGAGAUGGGCACCUCUCUCAUAGGUGUUCCAUCAGUAUCAGUUUGCGAUACAAGAGUACCGGUGGCAAGGCACCCAGGAAGCAGCUGGCCACCAAGGCUGCAAGGAAGAGCGCGCCGGCCACCGGAGGCGUCAAGAAACCUCACAGGUACAGGCCCGGCACGGUCGCCCUGCGUGAAAUCCGCCGUUACCAGAAGUCCACGGAGCUGCUCAUCCGCAAGCUGCCCUUCCAGCGCCUGGUCCGCGAAAUCGCCCAGGAUUUCAAGACCGACCUGCGCUUCCAGAGCUCCGCCGUGAUGGCACUGCAGGAGGCCAGCGAAGCCUACCUUGUCGGCCUGUUCGAGGACACCAACCUGUGCGCCAUCCACGCCAAGCGCGUCACCAUCAUGCCAAAGGACAUCCAGCUGGCUCGUCGCAUCCGCGGCGAACGUGCUUAGACGGCCCGCUUCGACACAGCAGCAACAACAACAAACAAACGGCCCUCUUCAGGGCCACCCAAUUGCUUACUGCAAAGGCUUUGCACUGCGUUGAAACCCAAACGCGAGCUGUUGGAUGCGCAUAAGAGCAAGUAAGUUUUGCUGGGGGCACAUUUCUUGGGCUGGCGUGAGCACGGGGCCUUUAUUGUCGUGCGUGGCGCGCGCUCUUCGUAGUGCUCUCGUUGUCCCAAACGCCCAAGGAGUUUGCCGCCAGCGAAACGGGAAGCGAACGUUUCCCAUGAUGCUCAUAAGCGACAGUGCUAAUAAACAGAAGGAAAGGUG